Molecule: messenger RNA, 594 nt
Organism: Hibiscus syriacus
Lineage: Eukaryota; Viridiplantae; Streptophyta; Magnoliopsida; Malvales; Malvaceae
Product: pentatricopeptide repeat-containing protein At2g15690, mitochondrial-like
Exons: 1
Coding region: 1-594 (197 amino acids)
Biological process (GO): RNA modification
Molecular function (GO): protein binding; RNA binding
Source: RefSeq, a predicted model, not a curated record
AUGACUGAUGCACGAAGAGUUUUCGAUGACAUGCCUGAUAGGAAUAUGGAUACUUGGCAUUUGAUGAUAAAUGGGUAUGCAAACAAUGUCUUGGGAGAUGAAGGGUUGCAGUUGUUCGAGCAAAUGAGGCAAUUGGGCUUGAAACCGAAUGAACAGACCUUCCUUGCAGUUCUUUCUGCUUGUGGUAGAGCAGAAGCUAUAGAAGAAGGGUUUUUACAUUUUCAAUCAAUGGAGAGCGAGUAUGGAAUUUCUCCUGGGGUGGAGCACUAUACGGGGCUUAUAGGCGUUCUUGGAAAAUCUGGUCAUCUUUAUGAAGCUAAAGAGUAUGUCGAGAAAAAACUGCCCUUUGAGCCAACUGCUGAAGUUUGGGAGGCUUUGAGGAAUUAUGCUCGAAUUCAUGGAGAUGUUGAUCUUGAAGACUAUGUUGAAGAGCUGACGGUUGAUCUUGACCCGUCAAAGGUUGAUGCGAAUAAAAUCCCCAUGCCACCACCAAGAGAAUUCCGUAAUCCAACCCUUUACAAGGAUGAUGAGAAAUUGAAGGCCUUGAAAACAAUGAAAGAAGCGAGUUAUGUGCCUGAUACGAGGUAUGUGUAA